Messenger RNA from Eubalaena glacialis (North Atlantic right whale), 1125 nucleotides. It is a transcript of the gene CD72, whose product is annotated as CD72 molecule. The record is from RefSeq and is a predicted model, not a curated record. The transcript is spliced from 8 exons. Gene Ontology annotation, molecular function: transmembrane signaling receptor activity. Bases 28 to 1125 code for a protein of 365 amino acids. Gene Ontology annotation, cellular component: plasma membrane. Lineage: Eukaryota; Metazoa; Chordata; Mammalia; Artiodactyla; Balaenidae.
CGAGUGGGAGCAGAGGUGCUCAGGACCAUGGCUGAGGCCAUCACCUAUGCAGACCUGCGAUUUGUGAAGGCUCCCCUGAAGAAGAGCAUCUCCAGCCGGCUAGGACAAGACCCAGAGGCUGAUGAAGAAGGAGAACUCACCUAUGAGAAUAUUCAAGUGCCCCCAGGCCCAGGAGGACCCUCAAGCUUGGCUUCCGCUGGAUUAGGGGACAAAGCAGGGGUCCAGUCGGAGCAGCCAGCUGCCGCCUGGAGCCCCGUGACCUCACCAGCUGCCGGGCGGAUUCUCCCCUGCCAUGCAUCCUACAUGCAGUACCUCCUUCUGGGCCUGCUCCUCGCCUGCCUGCUGUUAGGGGUGGCUGCCACCUGCCUGGGAGUGCACUAUUUCCAGGUGUCUCAGCAGCUCCAGCAGACGAACAGGGUUCUGGAAGCCACUAACAGCACCCUGAGGCAGCAGCUGCGCCUAAAGAUAACCCAGCUGGGGCAGAGGGAAGAGGAUUUGCAGGGGUCCAGGAGGGAGCUGGCCCAGAGUCAGGAAACACUACAGGUGGAACAGAAGGUUGGCCAGGCUACCAAAGAGCAGUUGCAGGCCUGCCAGUCAGAUGGGGAGAAGACAAAAGAGGCCUUGAGAAAUAAGGAGAUACAAAGGACGAACUUGGAGCAGGAGCUGAGCAGCGUGCGGGACACACUGAAGCCCUUCUUCACAUGCACCUCACCAGAUUCCUGCUGUCCCUUGGGAUGGAUACUGAAUGAGAGGAGUUGCUUUUACAUCUCAAUUACUAAGAGAAGUUGGGAGGAGAGCCAAAGCCAUUGUAAAUCUCUGUCCUCUGAACUGGCCAAAAUCAGCGACAUUUCUUAUUCAUAUGGAACUCAUUAUGCCAGAAGCUUACGUAAGGUGUUGGCACAAGGUGGUUCAGCUGAAUCAUACUGGAUUGACUUCAGAAAUAAGUUCUGGCCGUGGAGUGAUGGUACAAGAUACAAAGGGUUUUAUGGUCAAAGCCAAAAAUGUACCAAGGUAGAAGGCGAGUGGCUGGUGAGUCUGAAGGCAGAGGACUGUUAUUCUUCUCUUCCCUCCAUCUGUGAGAUGGAAGCUUUCAGGUAUCCAGAUGGGGACCACUCUUUGCACUGA